This is a messenger RNA of Gadus morhua (Atlantic cod), 3242 nucleotides long. It is a transcript of the gene crk, whose product is annotated as v-crk avian sarcoma virus CT10 oncogene homolog. Gene Ontology annotation, cellular component: cytoplasm. Gene Ontology annotation, biological process: cell migration; enzyme-linked receptor protein signaling pathway. Gene Ontology annotation, molecular function: signaling adaptor activity; receptor tyrosine kinase binding. The coding region runs from base 300 to 1247 and encodes 315 amino acids. Lineage: Eukaryota; Metazoa; Chordata; Actinopteri; Gadiformes; Gadidae. The record is from RefSeq and is a predicted model, not a curated record. The transcript is spliced from 3 exons.
UUUUUGUUUCCCCUUAUCCGCCAUUUCAGUUUUUGAAGUUAGUUGUCAUCAGUCGCUCGAUUGUAGCUUAAAUUGAGUUGCAAAAACACAGCACCAGACCGGUGCUCUGGGGUUGACACUGAAACGCGGAGGGUUCAACCGGAUACGACCCCCCUGUGUUGGUGACUGAUGACCGUGGGCUGGUCGCGGAUGUCGCCUGCUCUACAGACGGCUUCCAGGCGCUAAAGUUCUGUAUGAGUUGAAGCCUUGCUGGUGGGCACGGGGAAGGCCCGUGAAGCCUCGGCUCUCGAGUGAGGAGCAUGGCCGGUCACUUCGACGCGGAGGACCGCGGUACCUGGUACUGGGGUCGUCUGAGCCGACAGGAGGCGGUGUCGCUGCUGCAGGGCCAGAGGCACGGCGUGUUCCUGGUCCGGGACUCCAUCACCAGCCCCGGGGACUACGUGCUCUCCGUGUCGGAGAACUCCAAAGUCUCGCAUUACAUCAUCAACAGCAUCAGCAACAAUCAAAGACUAUCCGGCAAUCCAGGUUUGGCCCCUCCGAGGUUCCGUAUUGGCGACCAGGAGUUUGAGGCUCUCCCUGCUCUGCUGGAGUUCUAUAAGAUCCAUUAUUUGGAUACUACUACCUUGAUAGACCCCAUCAAUAAGUCCAAACACACCUCCUUUAUUAGCACCAAAACUGGCCAUGGAGGAGGGCCCCCCCCGCGACUUGAAGACGAGUUUGUCCGCGCCCUGUUCGACUUUUCCGGGAACGAUGAGGAGGAUCUCCCGUUCCGGAGGGGCGACAUCCUGCGUGUCCUUGAGAAACCGGAGGAGCAGUGGUGGAACGCCGAGAAUUCUGAAUGCCGCGCCGGGAUGAUACCCGUGCCCUACGUUGAAAAGUACAGACCGUCAUCUCCCAGUGCUUUGGUUGGACCAGGCACAACGGGAUGUCCGCCACCGCUAGGUAACUCUGAUGGGUCUAUGGCACAGACCGGGGCUCCCCUUCUGGGGGACCCAAGUCAGUAUGCCCAGCCUACCCCUCUUCCAAACCUCCAGAAUGGACCUGUGCUAGCCAGAGCCAUACAGAAGAGAGUACCCAACGCCUAUGACAAAACUGCCCUGGCUUUGGAGGUUGGCGACAAGGUAACGGUGACCAAGAUCAAUGUCAACGGCCAAUGGGAGGGCGAGUGUAAAGGCAAGCGAGGCCACUUCCCCUUCACACACGUCAAACUGCUGGACCAGCUCAACCAAGAGGAGGAACUCAGCUGAGAACUCCCCCAGCCCCUUUCCCUCCCCCUAAACAAGAACCCCCCCCUCCACCCGUAGCUGUCUCUCCCCUGGACACUAGUAUUACAGAGUCAGUCUUCAUUCCUAUUCACCACCUUGUAAACCAACACCCCUAUGACACCACCCCACUACAUAAUGGAUCCAAGAAUUGUGGAGCUUGGUAAACUAUUAAGACUGUGACUAACUCUCCAUCAGUUGAACCCUCAUACUCUUUAAAAAAUAUAUAUACCACCUUGUCUUCGCCCCGGCCAAAUGACCCCUCUCCUUAAAAACACCUCGCCACCGCAAAUGAUGUCUUCCUUUCUUCCAGAAGAGUUUGAAUUUGGGCCAUCCUCUCCAUAUCCUUUUGAUUGCUGCAGGACUUUGAGGCCAAGCCACACAACUAGUGUUUACACAGAAAUAAUAUAUGAGGCUGUGCCUACAAUAGCCAUUGCAGCAGGAGCCCGGCUGGCGCUAGUGUUGGUUCUUAUUUACUGGGAGAUGAUGCACAGGCCUUUGACCUCACUGAGUAAACGUACCCACCCACUCCUCUCUCCCCCUGGGCAUGAAAGCUGUCUUAUCUAUACUGGUUUUGUCUUUUGCUUUGUAAGGCACAUAUUCACAGACUAGAGAACCCCAGCACUGAUCCAUGUGUCGUCUUUUUUUUUUUGCUUGGUUGGAUGAAGACACUUGAAAUGGAAUAGUAUGGGAUUUCCAUUACAUGGAAAACAAGGGACUAUUCUAUCAGGUUUUUUCUUGAGGUCUGAGCACUCGGGCCAAGUGUUCAGAGAAGGCACACUGUUGGAGGGGUCCACUACUUUGCAUGGGGUCAAGGGAAGAGUGGAAGCUUGCGCUCUGCGGAUAAAUUGAGGCCCCAUUCGUACCCCUAUAUCAAGACCGUAUAUCUCUCGUGUGCAUUUGAGUAGCUGUUGAAUUGACUGUAGGUGGUCCACUACUUUGUUAUUUCACUUAAGUCAAUGUACAGUGGAAGUUUUUAUUCCCAUUUGUUCUCAUGCCAUCUGGAACCACAUUGUCGCCUUUAGUGACUUCAGACUUCAUCCUAGCCUAAUUUCUCUGUUAUAAUGCUCCAUUACAUAUUAAAACUCAUCUGCUUGUGAUAAGCAAACAAAACGCUAAUUUAAAACGAUUACUGAAAUUUGGCAGGUCUUUUGCCUUCAGAUAAUUAAUGGUAAGGUGCCAUUUAGAUAUAAUGGUAGAUGAUUGUUUUGGGGUAACUUUGGACAAAUGACAAUUGUCAUUUUAAAUCCCUCUCAUUAUCCAGGGGUUGGAUUUUGUUACCUUUUGUUGAAAUAAACAAGGUUUUAUGCUUAAGGUUGAUCUUUCGACACGUGCAGGGAUCAUACCAGUAGAUAGCGCUAUUGCAUAAAGGGAAACGCGACUUCUGGGAAAAAUAAAGUUGCCCGUAAAUUUGCAGAUGAAGGUAAAAUAGAAUUUUUAACUGAACGCACUUGAAAACCUUUAGUUUUGUAUUUUCUACAUGGGGUUAAUAUACUGGUAUUUACUUAAUGAUCAAUUUCAGCGUUGAUGGUUGGAAAAAUUUGGAUAGAUUCUCAUUUUAAGAAGCCUUCCAGUUCCUCCUGUUGAACCAUUUAACGUCCCAGCUGGUAGAUACAAGUAGACCAUUGGAAGCCAACAAUGUAUCCAGUUUUUGGAAACUAUUAAUUUUUGUUUGAAUGAAUGAUACAUUUUAUCAGUGUAGCCACCGCACAUCAGGACGCUCGGGGGUAAUUCACUAUUUACAUGCCAAGUGCUUACAAACAUCAUUUCAAGUGUGGUAGUAAUCCUGCAAUCAUUAAUUUCCUUUCAUGUGAUGGAGGGGAGGUGGAUGAAGCCGACAAAAUUGUGUUAAUAUCUAAAUGUGCCAUUUUAUUUUAACACUAUAUUCUUUCAAAACAAUUAAAAUGACAUUUUAUUUUGUGUAGCAUGUAAUAUGUUAAUACAAUACAUGAUGGCAAAUAAAUCGAAUCAUGGUGAAAA